CAUUUCUGCUUUACUCGGGACAUGAAAUCCGUAUUUUAAAGGCGUUGAAAACUUUAUUCCAGCCCAAGAUGACGGUGGAUUUUGAAGAAUGUAUUAAGGAUUCACCCCGGUUUAGGGCAAAUAUCGAUGAGGUGGAGACAGAGGUUGUGGAGAUCGAGGCAAAACUAGAUAAGCUGGUGAAGCUAUGCAGUGGGAUGAUUGAGGCGGGGAAGGCGUAUGUCAGCGCCAACAAGCUCUUCGUCAACGGCAUCCGGGAUCUGUCUCAGCAGUGCAAGAAGGACGAGAUGAUCUCGGAGUGCCUGGAAAAAUGCGGUGAAAGCCUCCAGGAAAUCAUCAACUACCACAUGAUCCUGUUUGAUCAAGCUCAGCGGUCUGUAAAGCAGCAGUUGCACAACUUUGUGAAAGAGGACGUUCGUAAAUUCAAGGAGACAAAGAAGCACUUUGAUAGGGUGCGUGAGGAUAUGGAAAUCGCGCAGGUGAAGAACGCUCAGGCGCCGAGGAACAAGCCUCACGAGGUCGAAGAAGCCACCGGCACCCUCAGCAUCACCCGCAAGUGCUUCCGACACCUCGCUUUGGACUACGUACUGCAGAUUAACGUCCUGCAGGCGAAGAAGAAAUUCGAGAUCCUCGAUGCUAUGCUGUCGUUCAUGCACGCCCAGUACUCUCUGUUCCAGCAGGGCUACAACCUGCUGGAUGAGAUCGACCCGUACAUGAAGAAACUGGCUGCUGAGCUGGAUCAGCUGGUGAUUGAUUCAGCCAUGGAGAAGAGGGAAAUGGAGCAUAAACAUGCAACCAUUCAGCAGAGGACCCUCCUGCAGGACUUUUCUUAUGACGACUCAAAGGUGGAGUUCAAUGUGGAUGCUCCUAACGGCGUGGUGAUGGAGGGCUACUUGUUCAAGAGGGCCAGCAAUGCCUUUAAGACCUGGAACAGACGGUGGUUCUCCAUACAGAACAGUCAGCUGGUCUAUCAGAAGAAGCUCAAGGACUCUCUGACGGUGGUGGUGGAAGACCUGAGGCUGUGCUCCGUUAAGCCGUGUGAGGACAUCGAGAGGAGGUUCUGCUUUGAGGUCGUCUCCCCCUCCAAGAGCUGUAUGCUGCAGGCUGAGUCUGAGAAGCUAAGACAAGCAUGGAUCCAAGCAGUUCAAGCUAGCAUUGCCUCAGCCUACAGAGAGAGCCCAGACACCUACUAUAUUGAGCAUCUGGACAGAACAGCCUCUCCGUCCACCAGCAGUAUCGAUUCGGCCAGCGAGCCGCGGGAACGCAGCGUCCGAGGAGAGACCAUCCUGCAGCGGAUCCAGUGUCUGCCGGGGAACGAGCAGUGCUGCGACUGCGGCCAGGCCGACCCUCGCUGGGCCUCCAUCAACCUGGGCAUCCUGCUGUGCAUCGAGUGCUCCGGCAUCCACAGGAGUCUCGGAGUUCACUGCUCGAAGGUUCGCUCACUAACACUGGACUCAUGGGAACCAGAGUUAUUGAAGUUAAUGUGUGAGCUUGGAAACAGUGUCAUCAACCACAUCUAUGAAGGCUCAUACCAAGAACAAGGUCUAAAGAAACCAUUGCCGUCCAGUUCAAGGCAGGAGAAGGAGGCUUGGAUUAAGGCGAAGUACGUGGAGAAGAAGUUCCUGAAGAAGCUGUGCGCCACAGAGAUUCUCAUCAACGGAGAGAGGAAGUCGGAGCGGCGGUGGAGCGUGAAGAAGUGUCGGAGACACAACAGCGCCACCACGGUACCUAAAACACGGAGAAGAUACCGGCAAGAUCCUGGAAGCACCUCCCCUUCCACCCUCUCCGCAGCAGCUGCUAAGUUCAGACGAGACUCCCUGUUUUGUCCUGAUGAGCUGGACUCUCUCUUCUCCUACUUUGACACAGGAUCUGGGCCUCGAAGCCUAAGCAGUGACAGCGGGUUGGGAGGCAGCACAGAUGGCAGCACAGACAUCCUGGUGUUUGGCUCUGUGGUGGACAGCGUCACAGAGGAGUGUGAGGUGUCGGAGGACUCGAGUGGUGAAGCUGAGCUGGAGGCUGAGCCGGAGACGUCAGACCCGGAGGACAUGAGGGACCUUCAUCCCGGCGCGCUGCUCUACAAAGCCUCGAAAGCCCGAAACCUGCCUGUCAUGGCUGAAGCGCUAGCCCACGGGGCGGAUGUCAAUUUGGUCAACGACGAGGACGAAGGAAAGACGCCCCUCAUACAGGCAGUGAUUGGGGGUUCGUUGAUCGCCUGCGAGUUCCUGCUGCAGAACGCCGCCGACGUCAACCAAAGAGACGCGAGAGGGAGGGGCCCCCUGCAUCACGCCACAUAUCUGGGACACACGGGGCAGGUGUGUUUAUUCCUAAAAAGAGGAGCUACACAGAAUGACGGGGACGAGGACGGCCACGACCCUUUGAGUAUAGCUGUACAGCAAGCCAAUGCAGAUAUCGUCACGCUGUAUGUCGAUCCGUGCGCACGCUUUCCACAAUUAUUCUCCGCCUUUGAUUAUUUUGUUAAAUUCUGCUCCUCCUCCCCUCUGUUCUUCCUCCUUUCCGUCAGGCUGCGUCUGGCCAGGAUGAAUGAGGAGAUGCGGGAGUCGGAGGGACCCUUCGGACAACCAGGAGACGCCACAUACCUCGACAUCUUCCGGGAAUUUUCCCACAUGGCGUCCCACAACCCAGAGAAGCUGAAACGAAGGAGCGUGCACUUCCGGCACUCCUUCAGGUAGUCCGCCAAGCGUCCUCGGAGGAGCGACAUCACAUACUUGAAAAGUGCAGCAGCCACUUUCCAUAAGCAGUCACAGCUGGAGGAUGCUUCAGUUCAACAAGGGAUCACGAGCUUGAAAUUUGAACCACUUGGAGAAGCCUGAUAGAGGAAGGAUCACAUACUCAUCAUAACAAGUUACCCACCUGUUUUAUUCCUCAGAGAAAUUUACAAAUUCGCCUUAAAAGUGCAGCAAAGUGAAGAAAUUGUGGCAAUUUUGUGAAGCUGUUCAUUAUGAUUCAGUGUUUAGAAUAGCUGCAUUAUAUCUGUGCUGUUCUUAGAUCAAGCUUUUAUUUUGAAAUGAGGAUCUGCUGGUCUUUUCCUCUCUGCUUUUGUACAGCGUUACAUGAAACUUUUUAAUAAAAUGCCGAGCACUUGUUUUCUUUUUCUUAUUUUUUUUAUAUGAAUUUGUUUUGCUGCAUCAGUUUCAUCAUCCUGAUCAAAAUGUUUGAUUCAUUGAAGGACUUUGAUCAAUAUUUUACAUAAAUACAUUGUUCUGUUUGUCAUGCAUGCAUUUACUCCCAUUAUAUUUCAUACUUAAACUUGAAUUCAGUGUCAUAUCAUCAUUAAUUAUCAUCAACAUCAACACCUUGAAGUGGCAGUGUUAUUUCUCAUGAUGAGCAGUUUAUUUUGUUGUGAAACGUGUCUUCUCUUUUGCGUUGACUAUGCUGGUGUAGUCUUCAGAAUAUUUUUGUUUAAAUGUACUUUGCAGUACCACUAUGAAAUGCAGUGCUUAUGUUACUGUGUACAUGCUGUAGAAGCAAAAGUGCUAAUAUAUCUGAGUGAGCAGGGAUACUGAAAAUAAACAUUGUCUGUGUUUCU
Molecule: messenger RNA, 3544 nt
Organism: Chelmon rostratus (copperband butterflyfish)
Lineage: Eukaryota; Metazoa; Chordata; Actinopteri; Chaetodontiformes; Chaetodontidae
Gene: acap3a
Product: ArfGAP with coiled-coil, ankyrin repeat and PH domains 3a
Exons: 24
Coding region: 69-2687 (872 amino acids)
Cellular component (GO): cytoplasm
Molecular function (GO): GTPase activator activity; protein binding
Source: RefSeq, a predicted model, not a curated record